Ilyonectria robusta is the source of this 1009-nucleotide messenger RNA. Its product is annotated as molybdenum cofactor biosynthesis protein F. NCBI's taxonomy places the organism in Eukaryota, Fungi, Ascomycota, Sordariomycetes, Hypocreales, Nectriaceae. The coding region runs from base 77 to 898 and encodes 273 amino acids. The transcript has a single exon. The record is from RefSeq and is a predicted model, not a curated record.
CAAACACAACAUCUUAUCAAAAUCUAUACUUUCUCAACCCUCCCUUAAAAUCCAGUCUAGAUAAUAUUGUCUCAAAAUGGCUGCAUCUACGGAGAUUUCUGAUUUCAUCCCCGUUCAGGACUGGCCCAACCUAGAGGAGCUCGCCGUUGGGUACCAUGAACACCUCAUGCCCGAAUCUCAUAAACUAAGUGGGAAGCAUUUCGACCACGUAUUUGACAAUGCCUGGCGAAUCUCUCACGAGUUUGUUGACGAAAGAAAGCUCGUUUGGAAAGUCCUGGAAGGAGAAGGUGUUGGGCUAACUGGCGAGGCCGAAUACAAGUCUUUCGAAGUUCGAUCGGAUAUCUUCUUUGUGGAUUUCUACAAGCCCGAACAUGAACAACAAGUCACCAUGGUUCUUGACAUCGUCACUGGCCAAACCGUGGUGGGCGUCUCUGGUUUCAGCGACGAAAGCGGAAAGCGGAGAACAUGGACCAACUUCGUCAAUGCCAUAAAAGACGACCGUGGCACUGUUCAGCCCUAUCUCCCCACUGAGGAGCUGAUUGGCAAACACGUUCUAUACCGGUACAACCCACGAGACGCCUACGAGCAUCUGUAUUUGAACAAAGGCACUUUCGUGUGGCACGCCGUCAGUGGCACUGAAAAGGGCCUGGCAGACGCAGAACGCUGCAAGAUGCUGAAGCUGCGAGAUUCACUCUAUCUGUUGUUUUGGACGGAAACUGUCAUGCCAGUGGAGUCUAUUGUGGUUGUGGACCUGGAAGAGAUGCGUUCUACCGGUCGCUUCUUUUGCUGGGACCCGAAGCCGAACCGAGCUGUUCACAUGCAAUUUGGGUCGUAUGCUACUGUUCUUGGACAAUCGAACAUUCCUGCGAUUCUUGCCAAACCACCAGUGCGCAGGUAGAUGUCAUAGAAUUCAUUUAGGUGGUUCGACAUGCUGUCUCGGCUUGGUAUACGCAGAUACUACGCGGAUAUGGGACCGCUCUUGGUUGAGUACCCUCAACCUCAUUCAUAC